AUGCAAGUGGAGUUAUCAGCCAAAUAUCCAUCGAUUCAACAGCUGACAGCUGUGAGCCAUUUUGUUAAUCGAAUUGGGUACUAUGGGAUUCCCGUUGAUUGUGAUGGACUGGUGCAUAAAACUGUUGCUUUAGGAUCAAAUUGCUUACAAGUUGAGAGAAAUCGCCCAUAUUCUAAAUUUUCAGUGAUUAUUGUUACUUACAAUGAGCCACUGCUUAACAAAACUAUCUCUAAUAUCCUGGAGAAUACAAAGCCGGAGUAUCUUUAUGAGGUAAGGUCACUUUCUUUUGGUAACUUCGAGGUUCUCGUUAUUGAUGAUCAUUCGACCAUUCCAGUUUCUUGGGAUCCGUCCGAGUCCCGCGUGCGAAUAGUCCGUAGCGAAGAGCGUUUGGGUCUUAUCAAAGCACGUUUUAUCGGUGGCAACGAGGCUCACGGAGAUUUUCUUGCUUUUAUCGACGCACAUGUCUAUGUCGGACCGAACUGGCUCACCACGCCUCAUCGUCUCCUCCUGGAAGACCCCAAAACCCUUGUAAACUUCGUUAACUUUCGCCUAGACCCCGAUCAAUUCAUUCCCAAGAGGGUAUGGGACGGCAUCGGCAGCUCCGCCUCCAUCACGGCGGAGCUCCGUCAAUUCUGGGGCGGCGGUUCGAAAACCGACGAUUUCUCUCCGAUCACGAUGGGAAUGUUCGCCACGAGCAAACUGUGGUGGAACGAAGGCCGUCUCGACUCCCAGCUGAAAACCUGGGGAGGCGAGAACGUGGAGAUCUCGCUGCGAACGUGGCUGUGUGGCGGGAGAAUCGUGGUGGCGAAAGAUUCGUUUGUGGCGCACGCGUUCCGAGAGAAGUUCCAUUAUAAAGUGAAUGGGCUGGAUGUGCGGAGGAACUAUCUGAGAAUCGCGAAUGUGUGGCUGGAUGAGAAGCAUUUGGCGCUGUUUUAUGAGGCUGGCAAGUAUGAGAUCAUUAAUGGCAGUCCGGGGAUCGACUUCGGAGAUAUUUCAGAGAGGCUGGAGCUGAAGCAAAGGCUGCAAUGCAAACCGUUUUCUUGGUAUGUUGAGAAGUUUGCGGGCCGGGUGUUCUGUCUGCCCAAGAGCAUGCAGCCGGAGAACUAUAAGUGUGGAAAUGUAAUGACUGUGAGUCCGUCGGAUUUGUCGCAUCUUACGCAUAAGCAAAUGUUUUUCAAGAAUGAGACUGCAGCUUGGUGA
Blastocystis hominis is the source of this 1200-nucleotide messenger RNA. RefSeq lists its product as hypothetical. NCBI's taxonomy places the organism in Eukaryota, Bigyra, Opalinata, Blastocystidae. Bases 1 to 1200 code for a protein of 399 amino acids. Gene Ontology annotation, cellular component: Golgi apparatus. The transcript is spliced from 8 exons. The record is from RefSeq and is a predicted model, not a curated record.